Perkinsus marinus ATCC 50983 is the source of this 1023-nucleotide messenger RNA. Its product is annotated as origin recognition complex subunit, putative. Gene Ontology annotation, cellular component: nuclear origin of replication recognition complex. Gene Ontology annotation, molecular function: DNA replication origin binding. The record is from RefSeq and is a predicted model, not a curated record. Gene Ontology annotation, biological process: mitotic DNA replication checkpoint signaling; DNA replication initiation. The transcript has 8 exons. The coding region runs from base 1 to 1023 and encodes 340 amino acids. Lineage: Eukaryota; Perkinsozoa; Perkinsida; Perkinsidae.
AUGAUCAGUGUCGUCGUCAUCGACGAGCUGGACUACCUAGUCACCAAACAACAGAAGGUCCUCUACUGCCUCUUUGAUUGGCCGACUCUACCCACAUCCAAGCUCGCCGUUGUAGCCAUCGCUAAUACGAUGGAUCUACCCGAACGGAUGAUUCCUCGAGUGGCCUCGAGACUGGGGUUCGGCCGUGUAAACUUCAGCCCAUAUUCGAGUGACCAAAUAGCCGAGAUCAUUCGCCACCGUAUGGAGGAGUGCGGGGGAGGGGCUGUUUUUGAGAGCAAUGCUAUCAAGCUAUGUGCUAUGAGGGUGGCAUCGGUCUCGGGGGAUAUACGCAAGGCUUUACAUAUCUGUCGUAGAGCGAUAGAGUUGCGGAAGAGGGGAUGUAAGGUCACACCCGCUGAGAUAAACGCCGCUCAAAGUGACACUUUUUCGAGUGUGCUAGUCGACAAGGUCACGUCUCUGCAUACCUUCCAUUUCCGAUUCAUGUUAGCAUUCAUAAUGCUAAUGCGAGCCCAGAGGAGCCCACAGUCCAUCACUCUACAUGCAGUUUAUGAUAAGAUGAAUGCUCUAUCUUAUCAUCAUCCACCCGAAGGCUAUAAUGAGUACCCUGGGGGAUACGUGAUGCCCUUCCGCGACUUUGAAGUCCUCGCGGCAAAGCUCGAGAAUUGGGGUAUAAUAAACCUCUACACUGUCAUGAAGAACUCCCUCUACUUGAGGGACUGUCCCGAUGAUGAUGACGAUGAGAGGGCCGGAAUGGAGGAUCUAGGGGAAGACCUGCAGAUGGUGACUCAGAAGCGUGGUGCGAAGGACCUCCUUUCGACUGCUGACAAGCAGCGAAGUCGGACGGCAGUUGGUUCGGUGACGGAUAAGCGGCGUCGGGAUGAGCGGCUACGGCAAUGUGCUGAGGACGAGCCGGGAGCUCUCACUAUAGUAUCACUGAGUGGUUACAUUGACAGAGCUGAUGUUGAGUACGCAUUGAAGCAACGGGAUGACAAUAAUGAUCUGGCUAGAAGGCUGCUAGUCUGA